Molecule: messenger RNA, 1471 nt
Organism: Molossus molossus (Pallas's mastiff bat)
Lineage: Eukaryota; Metazoa; Chordata; Mammalia; Chiroptera; Molossidae
Gene: ARRDC1
Product: arrestin domain containing 1
Exons: 8
Coding region: 23-1297 (424 amino acids)
Biological process (GO): protein transport
Cellular component (GO): cytoplasm
Molecular function (GO): ubiquitin-like ligase-substrate adaptor activity; ubiquitin protein ligase binding
Source: RefSeq, a predicted model, not a curated record
UCCGGUCAGGCCCGCGGGCGGCAUGGGGCGGGUGCAGCUCUUCCAGAUCCGCUUGAGCCACGGCCGCGUCGUCUACAGCCCGGGGGAGCCGCUGGCAGGGGCCGUGCACGUGUGCCUGGGGGCGCCUCUGCCCUUCCGAGCCAUUCGGGUGAGCUGCACGGGCGCCUGCAGGGUCUCCAGCAAGGCCAACGAUGCAUCGUGGAUGGUGGAGGAGGGCUACUUCAACAGCGCUCUGUCGCUGGCUGACAAAGGGAGCCUGCCUACUGGAGAGCACAACUUCCCCUUCCAGUUUCUGCUUCCUGCCACAGCACCCACGUCUUUCGAGGGCCCUUUUGGGAAGAUUGUGUACCAGGUGAGGGCCACCAUCGACACGCCACGUUUUUCUAAGGAUCACCAGUGCAGCUGUGUGUUCUACAUCUUGAGCCCCCUGAACCUGAACAGCAUCCCAGACAUCGAGCAACCCAAUGUGGCCUCCACCACCAAGAAGUUUUCCUACAAGCUGGUGAAGACGGGCAGCGUGGUCCUCACGGCCAGCACAGACCUGCGAGGCUAUGUGGUGGGACAGGUCCUGCGGCUGCAGGCUGACAUCGAGAACCAGUCGGGCAAGGACACCGGCCCUGUGGUGGCCAGUCUGCUGCAGAAAGUGUCCUAUAAGGCCAAGCGCUGGAUCUAUGACGUGCGGACCAUCGCGGAGGUGGAGGGCGCCGGAGUCAAGGCCUGGAGGCGGACGCAAUGGCAAGAGCAGAUUCUGGUGCCCGCCCUGCCCCAGUCAGCCUUGCCAGGCUGCACCCUCAUCCACGUGGACUACUACCUGCAGGUCUCCCUGAAGGCGCCUGAAGCCUCGGUGACCCUCCCGGUCUUCAUCGGCAAUAUCGCAGUGAACCAAGUUCCGCUGAGUCCCCAGCCGGGCCCUGGGCCACCUCCUGGGGCUCCGUCCUCAGUGGUGCCCUCUGCACCACCCCAGGAAGAGGCCGAGGCUGUGGCUCGCCACCCCCACUUCACAGACAAGAGGCACUCACAGCCAUUGCCGCCUGCCACCUUUGGUGCGGCGUCUGGCGCCCCUGAACCCUGUCCUCAGGGCGGCAGCCCUGCCUCCCACCCUCUGCCCCCUGCCUUGUGCAUCUCCACAGGUGCCACUGUGCCCUACUUCGCAGACGGGUCUGGAGGGCCAGUGCCCACCACCAGUACCUCGGUCCUGCCACCGGAGUACAGCUUGUGGGGCCACCCCUAUGAGGCCCCACCGUCCUAUGAACAGAGCUGCGGCAGUGCGGACCCCGGCCUGAUCCCCGGGAGCUGACCCCGUACUGCCUUCUCCGGGCUGGCUGACCUCUACCGUAGGACCGGGUGCCCAGGGCCUCGUGUCUUUGCUCCUGGCCUGGCCCGGCCCACUCAGGACUCGCUGGCCCCUCUGCCUCCUCCAGGCCACUUGCAGCCGGCCUCUCUCCGCCAGGGCUGGACAGACACGGUGUAA